Messenger RNA from Colletotrichum orchidophilum, 2805 nucleotides. RefSeq names its product secretory pathway protein Sec39. Gene Ontology annotation, biological process: retrograde vesicle-mediated transport, Golgi to endoplasmic reticulum. The record is from RefSeq and is a predicted model, not a curated record. The transcript is spliced from 3 exons. The coding region runs from base 1 to 2805 and encodes 934 amino acids. NCBI's taxonomy places the organism in Eukaryota, Fungi, Ascomycota, Sordariomycetes, Glomerellales, Glomerellaceae.
AUGAGCCUCGUCCUGUCCCCGCCGAAGCUUGUGCUUUUGGCUGUCCAGCUGGCCAUCCACGCCAAUAUUGAAAGUCUGGCCUUCCUCGCCUCCCGACAUGCCACUGUCCUACGCAAGGAUCUCGUUUUACGCGUUCUCUUGACCUAUCUGCCCGAGACAGUCAGGUCUAGUGACUACCUUUCCUUCUUGGAGGAACUCUCGACUGGCGAAUUCAACGACCGCGAAGCUGAGUACAUCGACUACUCCAUCGUGGAGAACCUAUCGGACGAAGAUGCUGCGAAAAAGGUUCGCAAACUCCACUUGCUGCCUCUAGCUAGGAAGGAUAUAUCCGUUGAUACCGAUGACGAUUCAUUGGCCUUGUUCCUCCUCCAUCGAGCUCACCGUGUCGACGAAGAGGCAGGCCUGCUCCAUCAGCUACCCGAAUUGCUUGGCCCUUUUAUACAAUAUGCUCCUGGGAUCCGAGUCUGGACGGUCUCAACUUUGUUGCCGCUGCUGAGGAGGAAUUACGAAUACUACCCGACCGAAAGCGUGCCUUACACAUUGGCUGAGUUCCAGAGUCUCCCGGAUGGCGCGGCCAUUGAUGCUCUUUUAUCCCAAACGGGCGUGAGGCCGGAGGAAUACGGCUUCAUCGGGAGAGAUCUCAGAGGCAUACUUGUGCCUUGGCUGCAUGAUGAUGCCCGGUGGAAACGCUUAGACGAGACCGACUCGUCAGUCGAGGGCGUGUCUAGUGCGGGAUGGGAACGUUUCCUCGAAUGGCUUCUCUCCAAGAGCUCUAGCUCAUGGAGAGUAGCUGUUGCUGCCGUCGAGCAAUGGGGAGGUGCUGUAGACGUGGAUCUGGGAGACUUUGAUGUAGUAUGGCUCAGCGAGCAGCAGCAGCAACAUCUCGACCGCCGCUAUGCACGGGCGAUUAUGGGUUGCGCUUACCUGGUACCCGAGGCCAGUACAGAAGCGCUCGAAGGAGCUCACCAGAUGUUAAGGAAGGUCAUGGACCUGCUGGGGCAGGAUGAUACAAUGUCACUGCGCGAGGGGGCGGACACGUUGGCUGCUGUUGCUUACUUGGAAGACGACGGAAUCCUGAAUCACAAGAAUACAGCCUUCAUGCGAGACGGUCUGCUUAAGGAUUCGAACCCUCUUACCAAGCCUUCGAGAAAGUCAACGCACCUUCUCCAUGCCCUGAUCCUCAGCGCUUUCAUCUUGACUCAAUCCGGACUACCCUGCACCGUCAGGAGGGCCGGAGCCCUGGCUUUCAUCCAGGAUGAGCGAGACCAGAAGGCUGAAGUGGUGCAGUUGAUCCAUACACUGGCCGACAGAACUCCCAAUAACGACGAAACAUACUGGGUCAAAGCACGGAAUGAGGUCCUUUGGCUCAGGAACUGGGGCAUUGCCCCCUCGCCGGAGGGCAAGGUGAUGGGAGUGUUUGCCAAGGUCAAGCCGGAAGUAAUCGAAACAGAAUUCUUGAGGGCACUCCUGUCUAGUGCACGCUACUCGUUGGCAAGAUCCUUGUACGAGAGCGCCGCCGACAAGCCACUGUCAUCGCAAAUAGUGCAGGAGACCGUCGAAGCUGCUGCGCUCAAUGCGUACGACAAUGCGUCGAACCCGAGUCGCGCAAGGGGCGGCCUCAAGAAAUGCGACGAGAUUAUCAAUGCCUUCCCUCAAACAAUCCACAAAUCUCUACCUGAGCGGCGCCGAAUCGACUCUUUGCUCGAGGCAACGCAUGCCCUCAGCGAAUACCGACUGGUCCUUAGGCAAGCCGAACCUUUCAGCCCCAUCGUGUUACGCGUCCACUCAGAUCCCAUCUCCAUCAUUGGCAAAAUUCUAGAGCAGAACCCGAAGAGCUACACACGCAUCCAGGAGCUCUUGGGCGUGGGGUUCAACAUGGUUCGCGCCGGACUUGUGGACCGCAACAACAAGGUUGCAGCAGCUUACGCCACAGACGAUGGAGAACAAAUCGAGGCCGCGAGACAACGUAUCACAGCCAUGUGCAUUGAAGCGGCUUUGAAAGAAGACGACUUUGAGACGGCGUAUUCGUACAUUGUUAAUCGUCUAAGCGGCGGUGUUGAUAAAUCGGCUGCUUCAAUGGCGAAGAUCGACGACGAGUGGUCCUGGAGGGCUGCCCUGCAGGCGGGACAGUACAUCAGGAGUGCCCGAACGAUACGACCGACACACUUGGGUAACGCCAGCGGUAAUCCCGAUAUCCGGCACCUAGAACAGCGCAUCGACUGCCUGGCAACAGCCCUAAGGAUCGCUCCGCCCUCGCAGUUGCAGGAGAUCCUCAAAACAUUCCGUCGCUGUGAGGAACAGCUCGACUCAGCUAUCAAAGAGGACGCUGCGCGUGAAGAGGACCUGGACACUGCCACCUCUGUCGAUGGGCACUCUGGUAUGCCCGGCGGCUUCGACACAGGUCACGCGGCGGCGAGAUCGCACGGGCCUCUAGGCGAGCGGCAGACCCGCUCUUCAGUCGGUGUUGGGGUUGCAAGCAAUACCGGCGACGAAGCGCCCAUGUCACUAUUCGACCUCUCCCGCGCGACGGCUAGGGCGGCGACUCGCAAUUUCACUGCGCUGUCGACGCUACAGCAGUCUGCUGGUGGCGGCAGUGCUUCUGCCGGUGGUGGCGGCGCCGUGGCUCCGACGCCGGCUGCUUCUGACUCCGUGCCGGACAGCGAGUGGGAUGUUCAUGAUGACCACCCCAGAGCGAGGAAGCGUGAUCAGCUUCGUGAGGCUGCAAUGGGCACCUUGACAUCAGGCGUUGGCUGGCUCAUCGGUGCCCCUGCUCCAAACCAGCCACAGGGACACAGAAGCGACUGA